Messenger RNA from Hydra vulgaris (swiftwater hydra), 455 nucleotides. RefSeq lists its product as uncharacterized. The record is from RefSeq and is a predicted model, not a curated record. NCBI's taxonomy places the organism in Eukaryota, Metazoa, Cnidaria, Hydrozoa, Anthoathecata, Hydridae.
UUUCAAAGUACUUUUUACGUUGCAAUGUCUUUAAAUUAUUUUUGUUAAAAGAUGACGGUUUAUACUCCGGAGGAGAUAAAAAGCCAAUGGAGAGAAAUUGUAGAGAGUCAACGUCUUAUUCACGUAAACCACGUUACUUCAAAAAACGAACGUAGCGAAAUGGAAAAAAUUAAAAAAAAUAUGGAGGAGAAUGUUACAAAAAAAAAAUUUUUUCUUUCAUCAACGUAUGAUCGUUUAUUUCACCAUGGUUCAAGUAAUAUGAUAAGCUUAAACACUCGAGUUGAAAAAUUAAAAAAAAAUGCAUCUUUGUUAUCAUCAUCUGCUUAUGGACAUCGACUGCCACUUGAUGAACCACUUCGAAGAUAUUUUCGGAUAGAACGAAUGCAAAGAGAAUUUUAUAGAGAAAAUGGAAUUACUAAUCCUUUUGAUAACCUUCGUCAAAUAUAGUUUAAUAA